Camelus dromedarius (Arabian camel) is the source of this 6280-nucleotide messenger RNA. RefSeq names its product transmembrane O-mannosyltransferase targeting cadherins 2 (gene TMTC2). Gene Ontology annotation, biological process: protein O-linked glycosylation via mannose. NCBI's taxonomy places the organism in Eukaryota, Metazoa, Chordata, Mammalia, Artiodactyla, Camelidae. Gene Ontology annotation, cellular component: endoplasmic reticulum membrane. Bases 39 to 2603 code for a protein of 854 amino acids. Gene Ontology annotation, molecular function: mannosyltransferase activity; protein binding. The record is from RefSeq and is a predicted model, not a curated record. The transcript is spliced from 13 exons.
UCAGCCCCUUUUGAGCUAUUGGCUGUCAGUGGAGGAGCAUGGUUCCCCAGAAGGAAAUCAAGAUGGCUGCUCCGGGAGAGAGAGGGAUACCAGGCCAGCAAUGCCAAUGUUUACGUAGGUAUCACACAGAAAACAAGACUGAGGAGGCCCCUGCCCUCUUGGAGCUGCCAUUCUGCCGCGCUAUCAAGACUAAUCAGGACCUCCUCCCAGAAACUCCAUGGACCCACAUUUUCUACAAUGAUUUUUGGGGGACUCUCCUAACCCACAGCGGCAGCCACAAGUCCUACCGGCCCCUCUGUACUCUCUCUUUUCGCCUGAACCAUGCCAUCGGAGGGCUGAAUCCCUGGAGCUACCAUCUGGUCAACGUCCUACUGCACGCGGCGGUCACUGGUCUCUUCACCAGCUUCUCCAAGAUACUCCUGGGGGACGGAUACUGGACUGUCCUGGCUGGCGUGAUGUUCGCCUCUCAUCCCAUUCACACGGAGGCCGUGGCCGGUAUCGUCGGACGGGCUGACGUUGGGGCCAGUCUCUUCUUCCUCCUCUCCUUGCUCUGCUACGUGAAACACUGUUCAACAAGAGGCUACUCAGCCAGGACCUGGGGCUGGUUCCUGGGGACAGGACUGUGCGCCGGAUGCAGCAUGUUGUGGAAGGAACAGGGAGUGACUGUCCUUGCCGUCUCAGCGGUUUAUGAUGUCUUUGUCUUCCACCGGCUGAAAAUGAACCAGAUCCUACCCACCAUUUACAAAAGGAAGAACUUGUCUCUUUUUCUCAGCAUUAGUUUGUUAACUUUCUGGGGGACUUUCCUUUUGGGUGCCCGUUUAUACUGGAUGGGAAACAAACCACCAAGCUUUUCCAACUCUGACAACCCAGCCGCUGAUUCGGACAGCCUCCUGGCUCGCACGCUCACCUUCUUCUACUUGCCAACCAAGAACCUCUGGCUGUUGCUAUGCCCAGACACCCUCAGUUUUGAUUGGUCGAUGGAUGCCGUGCCUCUGCUCAAAACAAUUUGUGACUGGAGAAACCUACACACUGUGGCCUUCUAUACUGGACUCCUCCUCCUCGCCUACUACUGUUUGAAGAGCCCAAGCGUAGAAACAGAAUGCAACGGGAAAUUUGUAACAAACGGCAAGCAGAAUGCAAAUGGACAUAGCUGCCAUUCAGACGUGGAGUACCGGAACUCAGAGAUUAAGCCCAGCUUUGCAUCCAAAGUAGAAAAUGGCAUUAAAAAUAAUGCAUCACAGAGAACACAGCUUCCUUCUACGGAGAACAUUGUUGUUCUGUCUUUAUCUUUGUUAGUAAUACCCUUUGUUCCUGCCACGAACCUGUUUUUCUAUGUCGGCUUUGUAAUUGCAGAGCGAGUAUUGUACAUUCCUAGUAUGGGCUUCUGCCUCCUCAUUACUGUGGGUGCCAGAGCCCUUUAUGUCAAAGUCCAAAAGCGGUUUCUCAAGACCUUGAUUUUUUAUGCAACGGCUACAUUAAUUGUUUUCUAUGGACUCAAGACCGCAAUCAGGAAUGGAGACUGGCAGAAUGAGGAAAUGCUCUAUAGGUCAGGGAUAAAAGUAAACCCUGCUAAAGCCUGGGGUAACCUUGGAAAUGUUCUGAAGAGUCAGAGCAAAAUUUCUGAAGCUGAAAGCGCCUAUAGAAAUGCUUUGUACUACCGAAGCAACAUGGCCGACAUGCUUUAUAAUUUAGGGUUACUCCUGCAGGAGAACAGCAGGUUUGCAGAAGCACUGCAUUAUUACAAAUUGGCUAUCGGGAGCAGGCCUACCCUGGCUUCUGCAUAUUUAAACACCGGAAUUAUUCUUAUGAACCAAGGAAAGACAGAAGAAGCCCGACGCACGUUCCUUAAGUGUUCUGAGAUCCCAGACGAAAACCUGAAGGACCCGCAUGCGCAUAAGAGCUCGGUGACCAGCUGUCUGUACAACCUGGGGAAGCUCUACCAUGAGCAGGGACACUAUGAGGAUGCUCUGAGUGUGUACAAGGAAGCAAUUCAGAAAAUGCCAAGGCAGUUUGCCCCCCAAAGCUUGUACAACAUGAUGGGUGAAGCGUACAUGCGAUUAAGCAAACUCCCUGAAGCAGAGCACUGGUAUAUGGAGUCACUGAGAUCUAAGACGGACCACAUCCCAGCUCAUCUCACCUAUGGGAAACUGCUUGCUCUCACCGGUCGUAAGAGUGAGGCUGAAAAGUUCUUCUUGAAGGCUAUUGAGCUGGAUCCCACCAAAGGAAACUGUUACAUGCAUUAUGGUCAGUUUCUUCUGGAAGAAGCUCGCCUCAUAGAAGCAGCCGAGAUGGCAAAAAAAGCAGCUGAACUGGACAGCACAGAGUUUGAUGUGGUCUUCAAUGCUGCCCACAUGCUCAGACAGGCUAGCCUCAACGAAGCAGCUGAGAAGUAUUAUGAUCUGGCGGCCAGGCUGAGGCCUAAUUAUCCGGCCGCUCUGAUGAACCUGGGAGCCAUCCUGCACCUCAAUGGCCGGCUCCAGAAGGCUGAGGCCAACUACCUGCGGGCGCUGCAGCUCAAGCCGGACGACGUCAUCACGCAGUCCAACCUCCGCAAACUCUGGAACAUCAUGGAAAAGCAAGGCUUAAAGACUUCCAAGACCUGACACAGGAGGACGGUACCUCAUCCUCCUCCCUAUUUUAAAACUGGCUUCAAUAACGAACAGAGCCUCCCAGCAGUGCUAUGACAAGAGCUAGUUUGGAUGUCAAGACCCAGGGAGAGGUCACUGAGGUCACUGCCGCCUCUGGGAGCAUCCACUUCGCUGUUGGCACAGCCGUUAACACCAAAAAAGGGGAACGUGGGAAACCUCCUGAAGGAUGCGUCUAUUACCCGUAGAGCUGUGAACCAGAGCACUUAACACAGGAUCUCUUGGCAUUCUUAAAGGGGGGGUGGGGAGGUCGAAGUUUCAAAUUUUGUUCAUCUUUGAAAGCUAAUUGAGAAAUUGUUCCUUAAACACUGUGAGAGGAAGUCAGAGUGUCUGUUCAGCCAUGGUAAACUAUUAAGGUCAAGUGUUCACAGGGCCGUGAUUCAAGUGUAGUGCGUGUGAAUCCUGGUGAGCUGGCUGGUCGUCCUGGCGCUGCUGUCUUCCCUCUUUGGGGCAGCCUGCUUGUCGAUUUCUAAAAUGUAGAAGACUUUUUUUUUUUCCUAAAUACCGUGUUAGGAUCUGUCAGAAUCUAGUUGUUUCCUGACUAGUGCACAUAAUGUUUUAUGAUUUACAUGUCACUGUCAUUUGGGCGUCCUUGGCUUUUCGUGUUCUGAGAAGGAUCCGCAGAAGAAAGCGAACCAUGCUUCUCACUGGUCUUGUGGGAGAGGCUGGGGAGGCUGUAGUCGUGCCCGGCAGGCACUUUACUUUAAUGUCACCAACCCUUCCUGCCCCGCCAUCUGCCCAGAACUGCCUAGAAAAAUUCAUUGUAUUCAUUCUUAGGCUUUUGAUACUGCCUUUUAAAAUGGCUAUUCCUGGUUAAUGCUCACACUUAUAUAAGGAGUAAAUCAAACAGAAGCUUAAAAAGUGUUCCGGUUCCCAUAACUGACGAGCAGCUGUUAGACAAAAGGGAAGAUGCUUUGUGCCUCCCAAGAUGUUGCAGGUUUAAAAAUCAAGUCUGUGCAAAGGAGUGGUUGCCAAUGAUUUUAUAGUUUGAGAAGAGUUGGUAUGAAAUACUAAUCACUUUCUUAAAGGUACCUAAACAGCAGUGCUGAUAAGUUUUUAGGGAAUUAUUUUUACCAUAUUUUGUUCUCCCCAAAAAACAUUUAAAAAAUGACUUUUUUUAAGCUGCAAUAGACUGGAGCAUUAACCCACGUGUUUCUAAGUCUCCUGCCAAGUGCUCUUCACAGUUGAAAACUAUUUUUUCACUAGUAAAUUUGGCAUUUUAUUUCCUUAACUAUCAGUAACCACUUUAAUGAUCAUUUCACAAGUAAACGACUAUAAAUGAAGUAGAGAGAAACAUUUCUUGACUUGCCGUCAAACUUCGCUACUAAAAAUUAACUUUGUAGAAAUAACAGUCUACUCUCAAACUUCUUCCUAGAGAAAGUAGCUAGACAAUACCCUACAUAUUUAUUUAUUUAUUAUUCUUCCAUAGCAAAAUAACAAAACUUGAUUCAUUAAACCAGUUCUUUACAAGUUGAAAUUAGCAUUUUCUCCUGUCCUUUCACACUCCAUGUAUAUAUGGUCAGCACUCCUGUUAAAGGGAAGCUGGACUUGCAAAUACAUCGUGUUAUGUUUUCCUUGUAUUUUAUACGUUUUGCUGCAUAUCUGAUGAAUACAGUGGGAUAAAGAAUUUAAAGUAGUGUUCCUAUGGCAUUGGUGUUUUUAUGAGAAGGGCAGUAUAAUGAGAGAGAUUUGUUGAUGGCAUUAAAAGAAGGCCCUUCUAAUAUGUAUAUUAUUUAGUAAACAUUUAACUGAAGGGCCAAAAGUUAAAUUAUAACUAAAUCACUGUGUUUUCAGAACAAUAUUUAACAUUUAACAACAACAAACCCACGGUCAAACAAAAAGUGUGGGUUGAAAUAUAUCUUUCAUCCUCCAGUGCAUUGGCAGAUUGCAAAAAAAAAGGAAAAAAAAGAAUUUAAUAUAAGGAUAUAGAGAUGAAUUCAGUGUCUAACAUUUUUAUUUAUUUAAAUAGUUAUUGACCUAUGAUGACUUCCUAGUCUUAACAUUUUAUGUCUUUCUGUUGUUACUGUUCUUCCUUUCAAACACUUGGUUCUUAAUAGGUUCGCCAAUUGCACAGUAGAGGCACUUCAUGUUGACCCAGUUCCCAAGUAGCAUUAAUAAUUGGGCCUGUGUCAUAAAAUGCAUGGAUCAUUAAUAACUAAAUGUCCCUGACACCUUUCACUACAGGGCUGGGCUUAGUAACUGACCAACUUGGGGGGAGGGCUGGAGGGUCGAUAGAAAAUGGUCAAAAAAUGUCUCCGCUCAGGGAUUUAUGGUGGAUUAUUGCAGACAGUGCUAAAAAUAUAGAGCACAAGACAAGUUUACUAAAUUAAAAUUUUAUUUUUUAAGAAACUGUUAUUUGUAUAAAUUAUCAAGAUUUGUAGGCUUUCCUUUUGUAGAAAUAAUUGUUUUAUGUGCCAGAGAAUUUCGAUUUUGUUUUCAACAAUAAAGCAUUGAUAACAAAUGCGUUGUAUAAGCCUUUUUAAAAUCCUCGAUAGCAACAACACCUACACUUGGAUUUUAACAGACUUGGGAGAAAGUUUAAAAAGGGUAGAGAUUGUUAGUCAAAUUAGAGAUACACUGUAGCUAAUACAUCAUCAAUAAUCAUCAUUGAUUGUUAAUUUGUAGUAGUUAUGAUAAUAAUAAGGGUUGCUGAUAUCAGAUUUGCCAUGUUCUAAAAAUAUGACAUAGUUCUCGUUCUGUUUUGUUUUAUUGAUGACCUAUAGAAAAGUGUUAGGAAAUAUCCCAAACAGGGCCAAUUCCCCACUUCAUAGGUUGUUUGGUAAAAAUGGCCAUAUUUAGAAGAUGCUGUUCCUCUAGCUCUGGUCCUGGAGGAGAGCACAUCCCUGUUCUGCUGGGAGACACAGGUACAACACGUUCAGGAGUCCGUUAUAAGGAAAUCGCAGGUGGUUGUUGAAUAGAACAUAAGAUACACUAGACAAGGUGAAAACUGGCAGCAUUCAAUAAUCUUGUUAAAAUUGUUGUUACAGAAUAACAUUAUUAUGUAUCACCUAAUUCCUUUAUUACAGGAUAAAAUUUAACUAAAAGCGUUUUGUUUUAUGCUAAACACCCUGUAGAUUUGUGAAGUUAUGUUCCAGUUUUACAGCUAAGGAAACCAGGGCUCAGUGGUAUGAAAUAACCUGCCCACAGCCCAAAGCCAGCCAGCAGGCCUGUUCCCGUGCUGUCCUGAAUGCCCAUGUCCUGUGUCAUGUGAGCACUCAGGCGGUGAACUUGCAUCCAGAGAUGAGGUUUCUCACCCCCUUGGGGGUUUCUCUAGCUGUUCGAUCUUCCAUACAUCAUAUUCUCUACCUCUCUUACUGCAGAUGAUCACGAAGAUGAAAGGAGGUUGCUAUGGUCUGAUUAUUUACAUCCCACCAAAAUUUCUCUGUUGAAAACCUAAUGCCCAAAGGUGAUGGUAUUAGGAGGUGAUUAGGUAAUGGGGACAAAGCCCUCAUGAAUGGGAUUAAUACCCUUACAAAAGGGGCUCUAAUGAACUCUCUCACCACUUCCACCGUGUGAGGGUACAGAAAUCUGCAACCCGGAAGAAGACCCUCACCUGACCACGCCGGCGCCCUAAUGUUAGACUCCCGUCUGGCCUCCAGAGCUGUAAGAAAUAAAUUUCUGUGGUUUAUAAACUA